AGGCAGAGACACAAGGAACUGCAGAAGCUGGAAUCCUGAGCAAAACACAUUGAGCGUCUUUGCAAGAGGCAGGGUGGGAGGAGAUGUAGUCAAGGUAACAGUGGGUUUUUAGUAGAUGUCAGAUGUCUGCCCCCUGUGAUAGAGGGAGCGAGAUUGAGAAAGAGAAGGGAGUUGUCGUAGAUAGUCUGAAGAAGAGUCCCGACCUGAAACAUCUUUUGUCCAUUCUCUCCACAGAUGCUGACUGACCUGUUGAGUUCCUCCAGCACUUUGUGUUUUGCUGAAUAUAUUGGGCAGAUUUGUUCGAAUUGUUACUGCUGGUUAAAGGGCUGCUUGACAUUUUCUGGAGACUUUUCAGGAAUAUAAAGAAGGGAGGAAAGGCAGAAGUUAGUGAAGGCAGAUGGGGUCCGCAGUCGCACCUCCUGAAGUGGACGCAUCAGUAGCUGGGGUGAUUGCAUUGUCCCUGGGUCAGGCAGCUGUGGUUUCGGGAGUCAGCUCUGAGACAUGGACUGACCAAGCAGUUAAGUCAUUGCACCAUCUCUCUCAUGCUCAUCUCUUGAAACAAGGCUGUAUUUGUCUCUAGGAUCAAAUGCAUUAAUUCAGAGAAGAGGAGGGGAGGGUAUUUUGUAUUUAUUCAUUUUUCAGGUUUUUCCACUUCAAUGCAGGAGUUAUCAUCUUUGAAGAGGCCAACAGGUUUCUCUCUCACAAACCAGUAGGAAUUCUUAUGGUAACCCAAUCACUUCAUGGAUACCAUUAGCAACAUUGGUUUUUUUACCAAAUUCAAUUCAAGAUUAUUUUUAACAGUUGCCAAGACAGGAGUUUGAACUGCCAUUUGUUGGUAGAAACCUCUGGUUUAUCAGCUCAGUAAUGGGUGUGACAACUUAAUACUCAUUAUCCUGACACAUAAUCAACCAAUUUGGAACGGAUUUGAACGGAUUACAUGGCGAUGUUGGGGUGUCACUCGCAGGAGUUUGUUGGGAGCAAAUUGGCUGCCAUGUUUCCGACAUUGUCAUGGGGACCUCAGUGAGGCAUGUUACGGAAACCCAAGGAGUCUGCUGCAGAAAUGAAAGUCCUUUUCUUCUUACCCAGCGAGUUCAGAGCUGAGGCGACAAGCUGCUCAGAGUGACCGGCCCCAAAACACUCCACAGAAGAACAAGGCCGCGCUCCAAUCCUGUGCCCACCCGAUCCACACAAACGGUGACAUAACGGAGCAGUGAGGAACAUCAACCCAUCAUGUGGAAGUCACUGACCAUUCAUUUCACCGAGGUCUCAACAAAACAUUUCCACUCACAUUCAGCGGUGAGUUACUGUGCCUUCUCUCGUGAUGGCUACUUACUAAUAGCAGGGUGUGAAGACGGCAGCAUUCGAGUCUGGCAAAUUGGAACUGGGAACCGUCUACUGACGGCUAAAGGUCACAAAGGCCCAGUGAAGGUUUGUGUGUUCUCCGCUGACGCCAAGCUCUUUGCCAGCGGGUCGAAAGAUUGCACGGUGAGGGUGUGGAACACUGACCAGGGCACGUGCCUGCACGUGCUCAAAGGACACACUCAGAGUGUGGAGAGUGUGUGCUUCAGCAGAAACUCGAAGCUGCUCGCAUCUGGAAGUUAUGACAACAAAGCAAUUCUGUGGGAUCAAGAGUUGGGUGGACUUGUGAAGAUUUUCGCCACGCAUCGGAAAGUCAUUAAAGCCUGUGCAUUUUCAAAGGAUGAACAAUAUUUGGCCACUGGAUCCUGGGAUUGUACAGUCUUGCUGUGGGAUGUAAAGACAUUGAAACGCCUGCAGUCUUUGAAGGGUCACUCGGCCAAAGUGAGCUGCGUGGCAUUUUCCGGCAUUGGAAUGUUGGCUUCAGGAUCCUGGGAUAACACUGUCCGUGUGUGGGAUCCAGAGAAAGGGGUCCUGAUCUUCGUUCUGGAGGGGCACAAAGGGCCACUGAUGACCCUUGCAUUCUCUCUGGAUGCAAUUCUACUGGUGACGGCAGCCCAUGAUAGGAAGGUUUGUAUCUGGGAUUGUGAAGACGGAACGUGUAAGAAGGUACUUCAGGGGCAACUGGACAUUGUCACCUGUUGCCAGUUUUCUAGUUUAGACACUAUUAUGAUUGCAGGGAUCUCUGCGAUUGAUCAGACCAUGAUAGAACCUGCCGUCAGUUUAGCUGAGACCAAACCACUCACCCAUGAGAAUGAUACCUGAUCGAUCUUCUGCAAUAUUUCUGUCUUUGUCCAAGCGCACUGCUUAAAAAAAAAACCCGUUGCAGAAUUACAUUAUUAAUUAAAAUAUCAGGAAUCCACCAAGUUUGUAAGAUCUGCACAUUCUUGUGAGGGAUUAGUGUCGCAAGAAGAUCCCAUCACACCGAAAAGAUGGGAUUUCAUCAGGGUUUGAUCACCCAUUCACGCUAGUUCUGUUAUCCCACUUUCUCAUCUAUUCCCUACACACUCGGGGCAAUUAACAGAGGCCAAUUAACCCACAAACCCGCCCGUCUUUGGGAUGUGGGAGGAAACCGGAGCACCCAAAGGAAAAAAAAUCACAGGGAGAACAUGCAAACUCCACACAGACAGCACUUGAGGUCAGGAUCGAACCUGGGUUCCUGGUGCUGUCGGGAACAGCGGCUUUACCAUCUGCUGCCCUUUAAAAUUGUUACCACAGCUCAUUCUUGUCGUGAAAUACAGGUGGAGUGUAGGAAUACUUCAGGUGUGUCAAUCAGAGACACAAGUGGAAAAUUAUUCUGCUCAUGAUAAGUCCGGCUCACAGAGUCUCCCUCACAUCAUCAUGUGCUGUGACUACAC
Leucoraja erinaceus (little skate) is the source of this 2774-nucleotide messenger RNA. Its product is annotated as WD repeat-containing protein 38-like. The coding region runs from base 1231 to 2181 and encodes 316 amino acids. NCBI's taxonomy places the organism in Eukaryota, Metazoa, Chordata, Chondrichthyes, Rajiformes, Rajidae. The record is from RefSeq and is a predicted model, not a curated record. The transcript is spliced from 9 exons. Gene Ontology annotation, molecular function: protein binding.